UUCAAUUAGCGUAUGGACUGUUUCCAGUGAUCUUACAUUAAUCGGGAGCCACACUCAAUUAGGACCAGGUUAGAGAUACAAAGUAGAUAGGUAUUCCGAAGAGUAUGUCGUCAUUUCAACUACAGAACUCUGAGGUUUUAGCUCGUCUUAAGCCGUUUGGAAUCUCGUUUGAAAAAUCACUAAGUGACUUGAUCAAAGGGAUUAGGGCACAUUCAAAGGACUCACCGGAAAGCUUACUGAAUUUCUUGGACUCUGCUAUAUCCGAGUGCAAGAAUGAACUCAAUACCACCGAUCUUGAAACUAAAGCAAUUGCUGUUUUGAAGUUGGCAUAUUUGGAAAUGUAUGGUUUUGAUAUGUCCUGGUGUAAUUUUCAAAUUUUAGAAGUGAUGUCCUCUACUAAUUUCCAACAAAAGCGUAUUGGGUAUUUGGCAGCUAUCCAGUCUUUUAAGAAUGAACAAGACUUAUUGAUUCUUGCUACCAAUCAAUUCAAGAAAGAUUUGAAUUCCCAUAAUCAUGUUGAGGUUGGAUUGGCACUCAGUGGGAUUGCAACUAUAGUGACUCCUAAUCUUUCCAAGGAUAUAAAUGAUGAUGUUUUGAUGAAGCUUAAUCAUUCAAGUCCAUAUAUUCGAAAAAAGGCCAUUUUGGCUAUGUAUAAGAUUUUUUUACAGUAUCCCGAGAGUUUGAGGAUCAAUUUUAAUCGGAUAAUUGAAAAGCUUGACGAUACUGAUGUUUCGGUGGUUAGUGCUACAAUUAAUGUCAUUUGUGAAAUUUCGAAGAAGAAUCCUAAUAUUUUUGUCAGUUACUUACCUAAAUUUUUCUCAAUCUUGGAAGAAACUGAAAAUAAUUGGUUGAUUAUAAGAAUACUUAAACUUUUCCAAAGUUUAUCUAAGGUUGAACCAAGAAUGAAGAAGAAAAUCUUGCCCAUUAUCUUAGGUAUGAUGUUGAAAACUGAUGCAUCCUCUUUAAAGUAUGAAUGUAUCAAUUGUAUAAUCAAUGGAGCAAUGUUAUCUUCUGAUUCUUCCAAGGAUAAGAAUAUUGCAAAAGAAUGCAUUGAACAACUUAUGAAUUUUUUUGAAACGAGGGAUUCUAAUUUGAAGUUUGUUGGUUUGCUUGCAUUAAUUAACAUCAUCAAAUUGUUUCCUUCUCUUAUGCAUAAAGUUAAAGGGGUAUCAGUAAUUGUAAUGGAUUGCCUUACUGAUACUGACUUGAUUAUCAAACGUAAAGCGUUGGAAGUAUGUCAUUAUUUAGUAACCGAAGACAAUAUUGUCGAUUUGAUUAAAAGCUUAUUAUUACAGUUGAUUCCAAAAGAAAAUGUCAUUAUACCAGAAUCAUUAAAGUUGGAAAUAUCAUCAAAAAUUAUAGAAAUCUCAUCACGCGACAACUAUGAGAAUGUUCCAAACUUUGAAUGGUAUAUAGCAGUGUUGAAAGACGUAAUAAAUUUGACUUUAUUGCCACUUCCAUCAACAGCUAACACUACCAUAUCCUAUACGACAUCUAGUGAAAUUGCUACCAGGAUUGGGAAUGAAUUAGAAAAUUUAGCAUGUAAAAUUCCAUCCAUAAGAUCGGUCAUUAUCAAUAAAGUGGUUGUUGACUCUUUACAAGAUGUAAAAUUUUUAGAAAAUUGUCCACUAUUAUUGAAAGUUUUUUAUUGGAUCAUGGGAGAAUAUAUUGACGAUUUAAAACCAAUAGAUGAUUCCGAUAGCGAGAUUGUAUUGAUUCAAGCGUUGGUAAAAUUGUAUAGUGGAAUAGUAAGUGAUUAUAUAAAACAUUACUCUUUGAGUGAUGGUAAGUUACCACAUUCUAAAGCUAAUGAGUUGAAAUUUUAUUUAUUCAAAUUAAUAAAGUUUUUAGCUAACUGGGAAAAUCAUUCUAACUAUGAGGUUCAAGAGCGGGUUUUGUCAUGGCUUGAAUUUUUGAAACUUGUGUUUGAAGCUUUAACCAGUGGAGAUUUGAAAGAAAUUGAGGCUUUACAAAAAGAAGAGCCAGAGGAAUUGCCUAUUUUAUUGACCCACAUUCUACCAUCCUUUUUCAAGUCCUACCAAUUGAACCCUAUAUCACAUGGAUCACAGCGUCGAAUUCCAAUUCCCGAAGACUUAGAUCUUGAAACCGUUAUCAAUAGUCCACCGGACUUUGCAUUGGAAAAUGAUGUUAAUGAUAGCGAAGAGCAAUCGAUAUUCUCAAGCGACGAUGAAAGCAGAGCUGAAGAUGAAGGCAAUUUGACCAAUGGAUUAUUGAGUGUGUCAGCCAGUGAAGAGGAUUUCAGGAAACGGGAAAGAUUAGAAAGAAUGAAAGACGAUCCAUAUUAUUUAACAUCAGAUAAUAAGAACGAUAAAAAGGCCAAAUCGAAAAAAUCAAAGAAGUUAUUGAGUAUUGUUGAUACUGAUAAUGAGUCCAGCCGUAGUCCAAGAGACGCUGGAUCUGAGAUUCAAAGUGAACGGAACUCGGUUAAAUCUUCUAAUGGGAAGAAAACAAAAUCCAGUGGUAAGACCAAAGCCAGAAAAAUGAAAAAGGAAAAGGUUGUUAUAUUGUCCGAGGAGACUGUUGGUGGACCUGAGCUUAUAGAAGAGCCUAAAGAGGAAUCCAAGAAGAAGAAGAAGAAUACGCUUAAGAUUGAUUCUUCUAAUCUUGACAACUUUGAUAUUAAGUCUGAAUCGGUCAGUGUUGAACCUUCUGGCAAAGAAUAUGAAUAUGAUGUUGAUUUGGAUGCAAUAAGACAACAAUUAGUACAGGAAAAGGCUAAGAAGACUAGUAAAAAGAGCAAAAAGAAGGAAGGAGACGAGAAGCCAAAGAAAAAAUCACCGAAAAAGAAGACCGAAGAGGUCCCAACUGAAGGAAGCUCUGACAAGGUCCCAACUGAGGGAAGCCCUGACAAGGUGAUCAAUGUCAAGCCAAAGAAGAAGAUAAAGAAAAAGGCGGCCAAAAUCUUGGAUUAGAAAACAAAAAGUAUAUACGUUUAUUCUCUAUAUAAAUAUAUGAAAGAAACAUUGUAAACAAUCACAGAU
Molecule: messenger RNA, 3002 nt
Organism: Hyphopichia burtonii NRRL Y-1933
Lineage: Eukaryota; Fungi; Ascomycota; Pichiomycetes; Serinales; Debaryomycetaceae
Gene: APL5
Product: Apl5p
Exons: 3
Coding region: 105-2933 (942 amino acids)
Biological process (GO): Golgi to vacuole transport; protein targeting to vacuole
Cellular component (GO): AP-3 adaptor complex; membrane coat; endosome membrane
Source: RefSeq, a predicted model, not a curated record